Molecule: messenger RNA, 2051 nt
Organism: Elephantulus edwardii (Cape elephant shrew)
Lineage: Eukaryota; Metazoa; Chordata; Mammalia; Macroscelidea; Macroscelididae
Gene: DNAJC7
Product: DnaJ (Hsp40) homolog, subfamily C, member 7
Exons: 14
Coding region: 248-1732 (494 amino acids)
Molecular function (GO): protein binding
Source: RefSeq, a predicted model, not a curated record
CUUCCGACCCAAGGGCAAAGUGGCGCCCCCUACGCACAGAAAUCGUCCCUGGGCCCCCGCCUCCGGGCGGAGACCUCAGUGGACCUCCGGAGCCGGAAGGCCGCUCUGGCCCCAAGCCGACUCUCUCGCUGGUAGACGGGCCCGAGGGAGCCCCUCUGGGCGCACCGCAGAGGAGCGGCUCGAUGCUCCGGCCGGAAGUGCUCUUCACCGCCCGCCUCCCACCCGGCUCUCUGGUCUCGGCGGUAAGAUGGCGGCUGCCGCGGAGUGCGAUGUGGUAAUGGCGGCGACCGAGGCAGAGCUGCUCGAUAAUGAAGAAGCGAAGAGGGAAGCAGAGUCUUUUAAGGAACAAGGGAAUGCAUACUAUGCCAAGAAAGAUUAUAAUGAAGCUUUUAACUAUUACACAAAAGCCAUAGAUCUGUGUCCUAAAAAUGCUAGCUAUUAUGGUAACCGAGCGGCCACUUUGAUGAUGCUUGGAAAGUUCCGGGAAGCUCUUGGAGAUGCACAGCAGUCAGUGAGACUGGAUGACCGUUUUGUCCGGGGACACUUACGAGAGGGCAAAUGCCAUCUCUCUCUAGGGAAUGCCAUGGCGGCCUGUCGCAGUUUUCAGAGAGCCCUAGACCUGGAUCACAAAAACACUCAGGCACAACAGGAGUUCAGGAAUGCAAAUGCAGUCAUAGAAUAUGAGAAAAUAGCAGAAAUAGAUUUUGAGAAGAGGGAUUUUCGGAAGGUUGUUUUCUGCAUGGACCGGGCCCUAGAAUUUGCCCCUGCCUGCCAUCGCUUCAAAAUCCUUAAAGCAGAGUGUUUAGCAAUGUUGGGUCGUUAUCCAGAAGCACAGUCUGUGGCCAGUGACAUUUUACGAAUGGAUUCCACCAACGCGGAUGCUCUGUAUGUACGAGGUCUUUGCCUUUAUUAUGAAGAUUGUAUUGAGAAGGCGGUUCAGUUUUUUGUACAGGCUCUCAGGAUGGCUCCUGACCAUGAAAAGGCCUGUGUUGCUUGCAGAAAUGCCAAAGCACUUAAGGCAAAGAAAGAAGAUGGGAAUAAAGCAUUUAAAGAAGGAAAUUAUAAACUAGCUUAUGAACUAUACACAGAAGCCCUGAGAAUAGAUCCGAACAAUAUAAAAACAAAUGCUAAACUCUACUGUAAUCGGGGUACGGUUAAUUCCAAGCUUAGGAAACUAGAUGAUGCAAUAGAAGACUGCACAAAUGCAGUGAAGCUCGAUGACACUUAUAUAAAAGCCUACUUGAGAAGAGCUCAGUGUUACAUGGACACAGAACAGUAUGAAGAAGCAGUUCGGGACUAUGAAAAAGUGUAUCAAACAGAGAAAACAAAAGAACACAAACAGCUCCUAAAAAACGCACAACUGGAACUGAAGAAGAGUAAGAGGAAAGAUUACUACAAGAUUCUGGGAGUGGACAAGAACGCCUCCGAGGAUGAGAUCAAGAAGGCCUAUCGGAAGCGGGCCUUGAUGCACCACCCAGAUCGACACAGUGGAGCCAGUGCUGAAGUUCAGAAAGAGGAGGAGAAAAAAUUCAAGGAAGUUGGAGAAGCUUUUACUAUCCUCUCGGAUCCUAAGAAGAAAACUCGUUAUGAUAGUGGGCAGGACCUGGACGAGGAGGGCAUGAACAUGGGUGAUUUUGACGCAAACAAUAUCUUCAAAGCAUUCUUCGGUGGUCCCGGGGGUUUUAGUUUUGAAGCAUCUGGUCCAGGGAAUUUCUUUUUUCAGUUUGGCUAAUAAAAGGACAUCAACCACUCAGAACCCCAAAAAUGGAGACUUGCUCAGUUUAACCUUGAAUAUGGACACAAUCCGACUCCUCCCUUCCUUACGUCUCCGUGUUCUUAGAUCAAUUUCAUUUUCUCAGUUGGAUACCUCUGUCUGUGUGAGUGGGGUGAAGGAAAGGGAGCCAGCGCCCAAGACUGUGGGAAGGGGAGGGAAGCGGGGGAUUGGAUAGGGAGGCAGCUUGUGAAUUUUUGUUGUACUGUUUAACUUUAUUAAAAAAGCAGAAAAAAUGAAGAGAAUAAAAUGUUUUGGCCCUUUCUGGCCCUUUGCUCUG